CCAAGGAAUCUGCACAAACUUUGUAGCUCGAUCAGUCGUAAAACGCGAACGGACCGGGAAAUAUCACACGAGAAUCGAUUACCGAAAGGUGGGUUCUUCCCCAGAACGGAAAGGAAGCGGAAGUUCUAAGUUGAUUAAGGUCCACAGGUAGCCGCCUCGCGUGCCUUGAAUGAAUAAUAAUUGUCCAUGUAUUAGCCAAUAGCUUGGAUUGGAAUACGAAAUGAGUAGUAGCCGAUCCAAUUCGGUUAGCUAUCAGCGGCGACUUUCCUACGGGGGGGACAAAAUACCAUUCGUCGAUUCCGAAGAUGACGAUGAUGAAGACGGAUCGUCAAAAAGUAGUAGCAGCAGCAGUUCGGAAAACGCCGACGAUGUGAUGACUGCCAGUCAAGAAAACCUAGCGCUGGCAUACGUUAAUCGCUUCAGGAUGCCGUCGCUGGCCGAACGUCGGAACAAGGAAAAACUAACGGUGACGAUCGAGCACGAAGCAAGGAAGCGCCCAUCCGUCGAUCAUGGGGAGCUGGCCGAGGAAGCCAAAGACAAGGCCACGGAGCUUAAGAAGGUGGCCGCCGAACGAGCCAUCGGUCUUCGGAGGAACUCGCUGUCUAUGCCAAGCUUGACCGAGAAGGAUUUGGAAGCCAUUCAUCAGGCUCAGGUUGACCAGGAAGAGAGCAGUAUAUUGGUCGUCGAUGAUCGCUCCAGCUCCAGUACCGAGGAAGUUACAACUCCGGAACCAUCGAUAUCGCCAAUCACUCCCGUUUCUCCGGUGUCCCCCGUCAGCUUGAAACCGAUGCUCCAAUAUGAGGACGAAAGCAGCGAGGAGGAACAGCAGCCCAAAAGUGCCAAGGCCAAAAGUCUCUUCCGCCAUCGGCGUGGUUCGAUCGCUCCGCUGCCGGCCUUGCGCCUCAACGAUAAGGAGAUGAUGGCCAACGACUUCGAUGCCCAGAGCAUCAUGAGCAACCAGAACUCGAUCACCAGCAUCAACUCGCUGGCCAGUCUGCUCAAGGAAAAGAUGCAGAAUGUCCCAGCAAUGAUUCGCAAGAAAAAGCGAGAAACCAAAGACUACAAGCUACGCGUUUUUGUCGGCAUGUUGUUUCUUAUCAUCGUGUUUCUGGUCGGCUACGCCUACGUCAUGUACAACCAGAAGCUGCUGGCCAAAUCCUACUUCGAAAGUGUCAAGUUGCACAAAAAGACGCGGGGUUUGCGCAUUUUGGAUCCCAAGGGGAACGAUUUGUUGACCGGGAAUUUGGCGAUCGGUUUGAAAAUUGAUAAGCCGUACAAUUGUUUGCCGGAGGAUUUGCGGGACGAUGGAAGCGUUUGCUACGAGUGGAACUCGAUGGUUCGGCUCUAUAUGAACUUGGAGAAGACGGCAGUUCCCGAAGUCAAGUGUUACAUGUUUAGUUGGGAAACACUGGUGGAUAAUUUCUAUCCAACGGAUUGUUUCGAUAUUGGGGAUGAUCGAGGUUUUUGGUAUGGUGGAGGUUUGACUAGUGGCAUUGACUAUCCGUUGGGAAAGGCGUCGUUUGACUUUGCUCCGUUUAUCACUGGCGAUAUCAACGUUCAACAAUGGGGUAAUGCCGUUAAGAGAUACUUCCUGAACUCCAAGGGUAUUGCUAUACAGGUCGAUGAACAGACUCCACUUUACAUAAGCGUAAAUAAGGAUAACAAUAACAAGUUCUGUCUACAAGGACGUAAUGACAAUUUCGCGUUUGUGAAUAAGUUUUCCAAAUACCCACAGCUGAAUUACAAAGUUUGUACAGGACCUGACAUGAAGACGGUUCAUAACGGUUUAACUCAAAAGAGUCUUUGGGAUGGAUUAACCGAAAACGACAACGCUGUUAUAAAGUCACUUCUGAGGGAACCAGUCUGGCAGAUUCCGGCGGCAAAUCAAGCACAACUGACGGAAACCGCCAUCUACAAUUACACUGAGAAUGUUAUUGCCUCCGGAUAUCUUCGUUUAGGCCACGUAUUCGUCAACGAAUACUGGCAAAAGAACAUCGGUGAUUUCAAACUGGACGCCGAACGUUUUCCUACGCUAGAAGAUACCGUCAAAAUUCUACAUCGACGAGGAUUCAGAAUCUCAAUCUCCAUCCAACUGUUUAUUAGUACAGAAAGUGAGAACUUCCUGGAAGCCGUGACCAAAAAACUAUUGAUCUACGAACGAGAAUCUGAACGUAGUAUCCCAGCUCUCACCAGGUACAAGAGCUUAGCUAGUGCGGGUGUCCUCGACAUCACCAACAACGCCACUAUCCCGUGGGUUCGAAACCAUCUUCAGAAGAUAACCGAAACCCUUGGAAUCGACUCGUUUUACAUUGACUUCGGCAAUGCCUACAGUAUGCCACGUUACUACCAAUGCUCAACCACCCUCAACAACCCGGAUCAGUACAAAUCUAUCUUCAUGGAACGCUUUGAAGGCAAUCUCAACAUUUUCGGAGUCUCCAGUGCCAUCUCGGUCCCUCGACCACCAGCCUUCCUUAGCCUGCCUCCGGUUAACAGCUCCUGGAGUGGUCUCCAAACCAUCAUUCCAACCCUGCUAUCCUACGGAGUCAUCGGCUACCCCUUCCUUAUGCCAGGUCCAGUUGGUGGAGACUUCCUACUUCCAACGGAAAAGCUUAAAAAGAUGUACUCCUUCUACCCUCUGGACAUGCCACCACUCCCGGAGGUUGAACUCUAUAUACGAUGGCUUCAGAUGGCUACCUUCCUCCCCGUACUCCGGUUCACCCAUCUCCCAUCCGAAUAUAAAAAUGAAACCGUUACUGAAAUCGCGAAAGAACUUUCAACCAUCCGACUAAAGACAGUCGUUCCGAUGUUGGAAAAAUACGCUAGCGAAGCGAUGGACGAAGGUCUACCAAUAAUCCGACCGCUGUGGAUGAUGGAUUCGACCGAUGUCAACUGUCUCUUUAUCGACGAUGAGUUUUCGAUCGGUGAUGGAAUGAUUGUGGCGCCCAUUCUUUAUCGAUCGGAUACUAGUCGUGAAGUAUACCUACCGCAAGGCGUCUGGAAGGACGGAAUCGACGGAUCACUACGCAAGGGCAAUCGCUGGAUCCACAACUAUCACGUGCCCCAAAAUAAGGUCGCCUAUUUCGUGAAGAUGCCCGACAACACUCGCUUCUAGAGGGCGGAAGUAUGUAGCCUUAUCUAAUUCAUAACGAUCGACGACGUGAUGAGGAAUCUAAAUCUCAGCUGCUGAAGCUGCUCAGGAAAUUUUAAAAAGGGAUCAAAGUUGAACUCUCAACAUUCCUAACAAAACUUUCGGAGUUAAAACAAAAAAGUUGCAAGUAUUAUUACUAGCGUAGGUAUAUUCUUCGAAUAACUUACGUGCUAUUCACUAGGUUUUAAUCAAUACUUUUAAAUAGAAGAAUGUAAAUAUUUAAUAUUAACUGUGAGUAAAGAUACAACUUAUGAA
Messenger RNA from Uranotaenia lowii, 3403 nucleotides. RefSeq names its product myogenesis-regulating glycosidase. The record is from RefSeq and is a predicted model, not a curated record. The coding region runs from base 221 to 3112 and encodes 963 amino acids. Gene Ontology annotation, biological process: carbohydrate metabolic process. The transcript has 8 exons. Lineage: Eukaryota; Metazoa; Arthropoda; Insecta; Diptera; Culicidae. Gene Ontology annotation, molecular function: hydrolase activity, hydrolyzing O-glycosyl compounds.